Messenger RNA from Metopolophium dirhodum (rose-grain aphid), 930 nucleotides. RefSeq lists its product as uncharacterized. Bases 1 to 930 code for a protein of 309 amino acids. The record is from RefSeq and is a predicted model, not a curated record. The transcript has a single exon. NCBI's taxonomy places the organism in Eukaryota, Metazoa, Arthropoda, Insecta, Hemiptera, Aphididae.
AUGAUCAUAGUUGCUAAGAUCCUCAUGCAACGACUUUGGCAGACAGGCACCGAGUGGGAUGACCCUGUGUCAAAAGAACUUCAUGAACAUUGGAUUCCUCAUCGAACAUCGUACAACCAUCUACAGCAAUUUGAAAUUAUAUGUCAUAUUGGCAACAUAAUGGACAACCAACAAGGUUGUAUUCUACAUGGUUUUUCAGACAGCUCAGAAAGUGUCUAUGCGGCAGCUAUCUACAUUAUCUCAAAUAACACCGGACAUUUAUUGGCAUCCAAAACUCGUGUUGCCCCGCUGAAAAAAGUCACAAUACCGAGGCUGGAAUUAUGUGGCGCUACACUUCUACCACAGUUGAUGCAUUCACUAAUGGAGUCACUUCAACUGCAAGUCGAUGCAGUAACAAUGUGGACGGAUUCCACCGUCACAUUGCAGUGGAUACAAAGUGAUGCCUAUAAAUGGACCACCUUUGUAUCAAACCGAGUAAGUCAAGUACAGUCACUAGUUCGAGCAGCUGAGUGGAGACAUGUGCGUUCCGCUGACAACCCUACAGACCUGGCUUCCAGAGGUGCUUCAGGUGAUCAGCUCAUAAAUAACUAUCUGUGGUGGCAUGGACCUGAUUGGCUUUCUGACCAAAACCAAUGGCCAGACAUCAAAUUGAAAACUACAUCAGUGUCAGAUACAAAUGAAGAACGUCGACAUCAUCCUACCGUUUCUGUAUCACUGUUAAGCAACAUUGAACCAAUGGGGGAAGACUUAUUGACCAAAUGUUCAAAUUAUGAACGCCUCAAUCGCAUUGGUGCAUACAUCUAUCGGUUCUGUCACAAUUGUAGAAAUCCAAAGCGAUUGUCAGAACAUAUUACUGUCCAAGAAUACAAUCAAGAAAUAUAUAUUUUUGGAUCCGCAUCGCACAGCACUCUGUAUUCAUCGAUGAAGUGA